GGCCAACUUUUUAAAAUGUCAAUUCCCUCGAGUUAUAAGGCUGAGUGGAAUUAACUCAUCUUUUGUAACCGACUCUUCGCUCGAUUGACACAUAGCGAGGAGCAAUGUCAUCGCCAAAUUUUGCAGAUCGGCAGAAGGCCUUCUUCCGGCGGUUAAGAGGGCGAUUUGGGAAAGAGCGACAAUGGCAGCAAUUCCCAGGUAAUCAAACCCGACCCAUCUCCAUUGCAUUCAAGGAAUGGACCUUUAGCUAGAAUGGUAUAAAAUGAGGGUUAGAUGAGAUAAGCUGCUGUGGGCUGACUCUUUUGCAAAAUUAGGGGCGGCAUCACUAACUGGAAAGGGCGAUCGAGAACCUACCGCCGAGAAUUUCACGAUGAUCCAAUUCUUUGAGUGGUACGUCCCCGACGACCACAAACAUUGGCAGCGGUUGGAUCGUGCCCUGCCUCAUCUCAAAGCCACCGGGAUAGACAACAUCUGGAUUCCGCCGGCGUGCAAGGCGUCGUCACCUAGUGGAAAUGGAUAUGAUAUCUACGAUUUGUACGACCUGGGCGAGUUCGAUACCAAAGGGUCUUUGGGCACCAAAUGGGGCACCAAAAAGGAACUACUCGUGGCCUGCAAGAAGGCGGAUAGUCUUGGCCUGGGGAUCUAUUUCGAUGCGGUGCUCAAUCACAAGGCUGCGGCGGAUCAUGUUGAGACUUGUCGGGUGGUCAAAGUAGACCCCAACGAUCGCAACAGGGAAAUCUCGGACGUUUUCGAGAUCGAAGGCUGGCUCGGCUUUGAUUUUGCGCAGAGAGGCGACAGGUACAGCAAGCAGAAAUAUCACUGGUAUCAUUUCUCUGGGACCGACUAUGACAACAAGUCGAAGGAGACUGGGAUCUAUAAGAUUCUAGGGGAGAACAAACAAUUUGCAGGUGAUGUGGAUACGGAAAAGGGCAAUUAUGACUAUCUGAUGUUUGCCGAUCUCGACUACGCGCACCCUGAGGUGCAAGAAGACGUCAAGAACUGGGGUGUGUGGGUGUCCAAGGAAUUGAACCUCAACGGGUUCCGGUUCGAUGCGGUCAAGCACUAUUCGGAGGCAUUCCUCCACGACUUCAUCAAUAACCUUGACGCCAAUGUCGGACACGACUCAUUCUUAGUGGGGGAAUUUUGGAAGACGUCAACCCCGUCUUUGCAGGGCUACCUAUCGAAAAUGAAUCAUAAGUUCAACCUUUUCGACGCCCCCCUGGUUGAGAAUUUUCACCGUAUCUCAACAGGAGAAAGGGCAGACUUGCGGCAAGUGUUCGACAACAGUCUGACUCAAGCUGAACCUUACAAUUCCGUCACCUUGGUACAAAAUCACGACACGCAGCCUAGCCAAGCGUUGCAGCUUGAGGUCACGGGAUGGUUCAUUCCGCUGGCAUAUGCUUUUAUCCUGCUCAGAGUUGAUGGAUAUCCAUGUCUGUUCUACGGAGACGUGUAUGGUAUCAAAGGGGGCGUGGAGAAUGACUGGCGAGGGCCCGCUGCUGGGGGAAAGAUCCCAGACAUGACUCUGGCGCGCAAGUUGUACUCAUAUGGUGAACUGAACGACUACUGGGACCAGCCGAACUUGAUCGGAUGGGUGAGACGAGGGACCUGGGAUCGACCUGACGGGUGUGCUGUUGUGCUCAGUAACGCAGAAAUGGGAGAGAUCCGCAUGUUUGUGGGCGAGGUGCACAAGGGAGAAGUCUGGACGGAUGUCCUGGGUUGGCAGGAUCGAGAGGUGCAGAUCGGAGACGAUGGAUUUGGUGUGUUCAGUGUGGGUAGCUGUAGUGUCAGUAUAUUCGUGAACAGCAAAGCCCUGGGGCGGGAUCAGUUUGGCAAAUUUGAUGAUAGGAUUUAUAGAUGAGAGAACUAGGAUCAUGGCGUUCUUGUUCGUGGCCUUUCGAAGCUCGGGAGCGGUUUGGGGAUCUGAACUCGUGCUGAAUAUGCUAGAUGCGUCUGUUAAACAUUCCAUAGCCACAAGUACCCU
This is a messenger RNA of Exophiala mesophila, 1984 nucleotides long. RefSeq lists its product as hypothetical. The record is from RefSeq and is a predicted model, not a curated record. The transcript has 3 exons. NCBI's taxonomy places the organism in Eukaryota, Fungi, Ascomycota, Eurotiomycetes, Chaetothyriales, Herpotrichiellaceae. The coding region runs from base 371 to 1861 and encodes 496 amino acids. Gene Ontology annotation, molecular function: hydrolase activity, hydrolyzing O-glycosyl compounds; calcium ion binding. Gene Ontology annotation, biological process: carbohydrate metabolic process.